UCAAUCGAAGUUCAAGACAACUUGUAUGCCUACAAAAACGUUCAAGAUCCUCUAUUUAACUUGAAUUGGAACAUGAUUUGAUUAUAUAUUUUACGCGCAAUGAGUGUUCCAUGGAGUUUGUUAACGAUUCUGAGUUUGGUGCACCACACGGAAUCAAGGUGUUCGCCGACUUCUUAUUAUAAAAACUGUUGGAUUCGCCGAUACCCUGGGAUUUUCAUCGAUGUUGAGGAAUCUCAAAGAAGAGGCGCGCAACUUCUAAAGUAUUACCAAGAAGAGACCGCCUUGAAAUGCAGCAGAACCUGUUGCCUUACGAGAAAUUUUUCUUGUAACCUGGCGGUAUUUCACUAUGAUACCAUCCAAGAGAAUGUGAACUGUUUUCAUCUGCACUGUCCGACCCGGGAUAGCUGCAUCCUAACCCAAAGAGGAAACGUUAUCCUAUACAACAUCACUAAAGGUGUGGAUCCAGACCUUUUGGUGUUUGGGAAGUACUUCACCUCCAAUGUACGGGUUUUACCCAACUUCUACACCAGAGCCAAUGCCUCAGAACCACUGGCCUCUGACAAGCGCCAGUUCAACCAUCCACCCCUCCCACCUCCCCGGCCACUUACAGUAGCUCCCACAGCCAGGAUACCCAUUACCACCACAGAAACUACCACCGCAACUACCACAGAAACUACCACCGCAACUACCACGGAAACUACCACAGAAACUACCACAGAACCUACCACAGAAACUACCACCGCAACUGCCGCAACCAUCACCACCACCCAAAGCUCUACUCAGGGUACUAUUAAUUAUCCCAUCACACCCACUCUCUCCUCCACCCCUGGGACCCAUGCCCCCACCACCACCACAACAACUAACCCUGCCCCCUACACGGCCCAUAUCACCUCUGCCUAUCAGUCAACCCACGAGAAACCCACUGCCACCACACAGUCCCCUACCCAGCAGCCCACAUCUACAGCCGGGCCAGCCGCCACGUCCUGUUCCCCCAGCCCCCCGGCCAACACAGACGGCAGUAACAAGCGGGAGCCCAACAACACCAAGGACCAAGAAGCCAGGAACCACACAGCCGCCACGGGGGGAGAAAGUGGCCAGGACGGAGGGGAAUCGCCGCCCCCCGGUGGCUCAAGCCCAGGGUGGCACGUCUUAGCCCACUCCCUGCUGGUGGCGGCGGUGACUGUGGUCACUGUGCUGAUGAGCUGCUGCUGCUCCGUGCUGCUGAUGGUGAGUUGGAGGGGUCGGAGGAAGAGGAAGGGCCGCUACCGGACCACCUGGAGGGGGAAAGGGGGGUCUAUGCGCCUCGUUAAGUAUGUCAUCGUUAGGGAGAGCUCCUGAGGGAACGGUGGGGUUGAUCAACAGGGACCAACAAAGCUUUUAUAGGGAACUGCACACUUGAGAUGAAAAAAAUUUCAUGUCCAUUCAUUUUUAUGUUGGAAACUAUUCCGAAUUCCAGACAGGACCACUUUCACUGACCUGCAAAUAUUGACUUUUUUUAGUGCCCUCAAAAACAUCAAUUUUGUCAGUAGUCAGUGGUGUGGAAAAACUGCUGACACUUAAAUGUGGAGAUCGGGGGGGAAAAAAAUCACUGGUGUAAAUGUUUUUCUACACCCCAAAAAAAUCUACAUUAUAA
Molecule: messenger RNA, 1633 nt
Organism: Esox lucius (northern pike)
Lineage: Eukaryota; Metazoa; Chordata; Actinopteri; Esociformes; Esocidae
Product: MANSC domain-containing protein 4
Exons: 3
Coding region: 100-1338 (412 amino acids)
Source: RefSeq, a predicted model, not a curated record